CCAUUCCAGGGUCGUGCCUCCUAGUCUUAGAGGCAGGAAUCACUGUGUUAGCCUGGAAGGGAUCACCUAAGGAUACUAAACAUUACAGGACGAAGAGCAGUCUCUAUACACUGCCAUCAUGACAGAUGAAGAGGAUGUUAAGAAGAGCAAGUCAAAGGAGGUAUGUGGCUAUCCCCUAAGCAUAUUCUUCAUUGUUGUAAAUGAGUUCUGCGAGAGAUUCUCCUACUAUGGCAUGCGAGCUGUGCUGGUGCUGUACUUCAGGUACUUCCUUCGGUUUGAUGAUGACCUGGCCACCUCCAUCUACCACACCUUCGUGGCUCUGUGCUACCUGACUCCCAUCCUGGGAGCCAUUGUAGCAGACUCCUGGUUGGGCAAGUUUAAGACUAUCAUCUACUUGUCCAUUGUCUAUGCAAUUGGCCAGGUUGUGAUGGCAGUCAGCGCCAUUCAUGACAUCACGGACACAGACAGAGAUGGCACGCCAGACAACUUGACCUUGCAUAUUGUGCUGUCCAUGGUGGGCCUGCUCCUCAUUGCGCUGGGUACAGGUGGUAUCAAACCAUGUGUAGCUGCUUUUGGAGGAGACCAGUUUCAGGACCACCAGGCAAAACAGAGGAGCACUUUCUUCUCAGUUUUCUACCUGUGUAUCAAUGGUGGGAGUCUCCUGUCUACUAUCAUUACACCAAUCCUCAGAGGCCAGGAGUGUGGCAUCCACAGCCAGCAGAAGUGUUACCCUCUGGCCUUCGGUGUCCCUGCUGCGCUCAUGGUGGUCGCCCUUGUCGUGUUCAUAAUUGGAAGUGGUAUGUACCAUAAGACUGAACCGCAGGGAAACAUAAUGCUGGAUGUGUGUAAAUGUAUUGGGUUUGCAAUAAAGAACCGCUUCAGGCACAGGAGUAGCUCCUACCCGAAGAGAACGCACUGGAUGGACUGGGCCGAAGAGAAACACGAGAAACUCCUCAUUGCUCAGAUAAAGAUGGUGCUGAAGGUCCUAUUUCUGUACAUUCCCCUUCCAAUGUUUUGGACCCUAUUUGACCAAAAGGGCUCUAGGUGGACUCUUCAGGCCACCACCAUGGAUGGAAACUUUGGAUCCCUCAUUCUGCAGCCUGAUCAAAUGCAGACUGUCAACCCUAUCCUGAUCCUGACUCUGGUACCGAUCAUGGACAGUGUGGUGUACCCACUGAUAAAGAAAUGUGGCCUGAACUUCACUCCUUUGAGGAGAAUGACAGUGGGGAUGUUUUUGGCAGCCAUGGCCUUUGUUGCCGCAGCUUUGGUACAGAUCCAGAUUGAUAAAACCUUGCCAACCUUCCCAUCGUCCUCCCAGAGCCAAUUAAAAUUACUCAACAUGGGCAGUAUCCCCCUGACAGUUACCUUACCCAAUAACGAUCCAUUCGUCAUUGAAGCAGCUAAGGCUAGUGCAAAUUACCUUACAUUUGAGGAAGAAAGCAUCCAAGUUUCAUUUCAGAGUCCUGCAAUAUCUAGGACUAUUUCCUUAGCAAAGAACAAACGGCAAACACUUCUAAUUCCCUCAAACCUCAGUGCCCCAAUGUGGGAGGUGACUGAUGAUGUGAUGGCAAAGCCAGAGCAAGGGGCCAAUGCAAUCAGAUUUGUUAAUGGUAUGGCUGGAGUGGUGAAUGUGUCAACCUUUGGAAGCAUUGACUACUCCUCUGCUUCCAACUACUCUCUCAUAUCAAAUGGAAAAGCCACCUUCACCAUAACCAAUGGUGCGAACACGUGUGAAUACUCCAGAGAAUUUGGAUUCGGGAGUUCUUACACUCUGCUUAUCCCCAGUCAUUUUGUAUGGGGCCCGACUUGCUCGGAAUCCAUUUCUGGGGUUGAGGAUAUCCAGCCCAACUCCUUCCAUAUGGGCUGGCAGAUCCCACAGUACUUCCUCAUUACCUGUGGAGAGGUGGUGUUCUCUGUUACUGGCCUGGAGUUCUCUUAUUCACAGGCACCGAGCAACAUGAAGGCAGUGCUACAAGCAGGCUGGCUGUUCACUGUAGCUAUUGGCAACUUUAUUGUCCUUAUUGUGGCUGAGAUUGCACAGAUUGAAGAACAGUGGGCAGAGUUUGUCCUCUUCGCCUCCCUCCUAGUGGCAGUGUGUGUCAUCUUCUCCAUCAUGGCCUAUUUCUAUACCUACAUGGACCCUGCAGAGAUCGAGGCCCAGUUCAGGGACAAAGAUGGUACGGAGGAAUCAGACAAAGAGGAGCUUCAAAUGCAGAAGAAAGAUUUCGUAGACCAUCACAAUGAAGAUGAUGAAGCCAAACAAUCAAAAAUGUAAAUUUCUGUCAAUUUGCAUAAUUGUGUGUGUGUGUGUGUGUGUGUGUGUGUGUGUGUGUGUGUGUGUGUGUGUGUGUGUGUGUGUGUGUGUGUGUGUGUGUGUGUGUGUGUGUGUGUGUGCG
Oncorhynchus nerka (sockeye salmon) is the source of this 2396-nucleotide messenger RNA. RefSeq names its product solute carrier family 15 member 1a (gene slc15a1a). The transcript is spliced from 23 exons. The record is from RefSeq and is a predicted model, not a curated record. Bases 119 to 2275 code for a protein of 718 amino acids. NCBI's taxonomy places the organism in Eukaryota, Metazoa, Chordata, Actinopteri, Salmoniformes, Salmonidae. Gene Ontology annotation, cellular component: plasma membrane. Gene Ontology annotation, molecular function: dipeptide transmembrane transporter activity. Gene Ontology annotation, biological process: dipeptide import across plasma membrane.